AUGGCUGCUAAUGACCUGGAUGCAUGGAUGGAGGCGCUCGUGGAGGGGCUGGAAACAGCGGGCACCUUGCCCUUCGCCGAGGUGAACUCCGUCCUGGACCUCCUCGUGCAGCUCGCGGGGACGGGCCCUCCCCAGCUGCUCCCCCCCAAGAAGGACUAUUUCCUCAACAACAAGUACGUUGGGAGAAACGUCAAGUACCAGGGUUACGACUACUACGAUGUCAGCGUGUUCGAAGCCGACAUUCAGUCACUCAUUGCCAGCGAAGAGUGUCAGUUCCAUGACACCAUUCAAAAGACUCUUCAGAUAAUGGAGGCGGCGCCUGGCACAGGGCUUCCUGCCAUCGGGUUGUUUUCGCAGAGCUACCCUGCCGGUGACAAGUUUGAAAAGGAAACGCGCGUCUCGCUCUUUGGUGCUCUCGUCCAUAGCCGUACAUAUGAUAUGGACAUCAAGCUGGAUUUGCCGCCGGUACCUGACAAUGCAGAUUUGUCUGGUCUUGCAAUUAAAGUUCCACAAAGCAUAGACCAGUCUGAAGAUGAGGGGUUCCAGUCAGCAUCCAAUUUGACUCCUGAUUCUCAGUCAGAACCAAGCAUGACUCCAGACAUAGACCUUUGGGAUGCAGUGCUUACAUAUGGACCCAGCAAACGAAGGUGCUGGGAAAGAAUUGGAUACCCACCUGGUAAGAAAGAGGAGCCAUACCUUACAGAAGCUGGGAGAGAAGCUUUCGAUAAAUUUUACAGACUUCGAGAAGGGGAAUUACAGCUAUUUAGUAAUACCAUCCUCCAGCUUCCUCAGCUAGUGUUAAUGAAAGAAUCCGAACUAGUUAAGGAUGUCUUGAAUGUUCUUAUUGGUGUGGUGUCUGCUACAUUUUCACUUAACCAGGUUGCUCAGAUAUUUGUGAUAAAGGAGGGGGUAUAUGUAUCUGGAACAUCACCUGAGAGCAUGAACAAUCUCCUAUCAGAAGUUGCUGAAUAUGGAACCUAUUACACGCGACUGAGUCGUUUCUCUCUUCAGCCAAUCUUAGACUCUUCAUACAAGAGAGGACUGGUAUUCCAGGCGUUCACAAGUGGACUGAGAAAGUACCUCCAGUAUUACAGAGCAUGUGUGUUGUCAACACCUUCUACUUUAAGCCUUCUAACAAUUAGCUUUCUCUUCAGAAAAUUAGGGCGUCAGUUAAGGUAUUUAGCUGAACUUUGUGGCAUAGGAAAUGCUGCUCUGGGGAUCAGUGGAGGGGCCAGUGCUUCAUUUCCUAUGGGAGUGAAAUUGCUGUCAUACUUGUACAAAGAGGCUCUUGAUAACUGCAGUAAUGAACAUUACCCAGUUCUUCUGUCUUUGUUAAAAACCAGCUGUGAACCAUAUACAAGAUUUAUCUAUGAUUGGGUGUAUAGUGGUGUAUUCAGGGACGUUUAUGGAGAGUUCAUGAUCCAAGUAAAUGAGGAUUAUCUCGGUUUCAGAGAUAAACAUUAUUGGACCCAUGGAUAUGUUUUGAUUUCCAAAGAAGUAGAAGAUUGUGUCCCUAUUUUUUUGAAGCAUAUUGCCAAUGAUGUAUACAUUUGUGGGAAAACCAUAAACUUACUGAAACUGUGUUGUCCUAGGCAUUACAUAUGCUGGUCAGAUAUCCCUGUUCCUCGGAUUUCUGUCAUAUUUUCUCUAGAGGAGCUGAAAGAGAUUGAGAGAGAUUGUGCAAUAUAUGUGGGUCGAAUGGAAAGAAUUGCCCGUUAUAGUUCUAUAAGCAAGGAAGAAAAGGAUUUGCGUAUUGAAAUUGCAAAGCAAGAGUUAAUUGUUCAUGCUCGAGAAACAGCUAAUAAAGCAUUAAAAGCCAUUAAUGAUCGACAGAUGGCAGAAAAAAUGACUUUGGAUGCAAAGAAACGUGAACGGUUUCAGAAAUUGAAAGAGCAGUUUGCAAAGGAACAAGAGCGCCGCCUUGCAUUGAAGCAGGAGGAGAUUGAUGAUGAUUUCAGUUAUGCACGGGAGCUGAGAGAGAGAGAAAGAAGACUAAAAGCUUUAGAAGAAGAAUUGGAAAAAAAGGCAAGGCAAGAAUUAAUUGACCAUUAUAGUAAACUUUCUGAUGAUGCAGCUCGUAGGGAGCAGAGGGCUUUGUGGAAAAUCCAGCGGUACAAACUGGAAACAGCCCGUCUCAAGUUCCUGUUAGAAGAUCAAAAACACAUUGAGGAGAUGCUUGAAAAACUUCCAGAUGGGAAAUUUAGGAAGAAAUUAGAUGUUAUUCCUUAUGAACAGCACCAGACACUUCCAGUUACAAACGCUGUUGGAGAUCCAAGUUCUCAGGUGUCUUCUCUGGAACCUGUACAUUUGGUUGAGAAAGUUGGCAAAGAUGAUUCUGAAUCUGGAAUGGAAAAUGUUACUUCUUCCCAUAAGCCAUUGGCUUUACUACAGUCAGUAAAUAAUCCUAUUAGUCAGCAUUCUGAGUCAGCAGCAGAACAAAGUACAGAGCAAACAUGGAGUCCAUCACAUAGUGCUAACUCCCUGCCUGAAUCCCAUGUGAAUAUUGAAGAUUUCUUACCAAAACCACAGGAUGAACAACCUGUUCCCAUUAGCAUGCAAGGAUCUUUGCUAGAUGAAGCAUUUCAAAAUAUUGACUCAGAUCUUUCUCAAGUAGGUGAAAAUCAGGCUAUUUUGAAAGAAGCAUUACAAGGAGAAAGUGAUACACAUUUACAUAAGCAAAAUGAAUAUGAUUUUAAUACAGUUCUCAGGCCAUCUGCUGUUUUACAAGGACAUAUCGGAGUUGGAGAAAAUGUGUUUGAUGUGGAAAAUAGGAGGCCUCGGUGGAAUAUUCAUGGACAUGCAUCUGAUGCCAACAUUAAAAUAGGGGAAUAUGUACCUCAGCCAGAGACUUACCAGUUGCACUUAAAGUCUUAUGGUCAUUCUUCAGAUUCACACAUAAAAAUUGGGGGGUACGCUUCUGAAGUUGAACCUAGCCAGCUUCGGUGGAAUAUCCACGGGCAUGUUUCUGAUGCCCAUAUUAAAGUUGGGGAAUAUGCUUCAGAGGUACAACCCUCAAGGCCCAGGUGGAAUAUUCAUGGGCACGCCUCAGAAGCCAAUAUUAAGAUUGGUGAGUAUGUAUCAAACGUAGAGCCUGCAAGGCCUCGGUGGAAUAUCCAUGGUCAUGCAUCUGAUGCCAAUAUCAAGAUUGGACAAAAUGUAUCUGAGAUUGUACCCUCUAGGCCCAGGUGGAACAUCCAUGGACAUGCUUCCCAGUCUCACAUAAAAAUUGGAGAGUUAGUUUCUGAUGCAGAGCCUUUAAAACCUCGUUGGAGCCCUUUUGGCCAUGCAUCUCAAUCAAGCAUUCAAAUAGGUGAGUGGGCCCCUUCUACCGAAAAUGAUCCAUUGCCUCAUCGUAAACCUAUCUGUGGUCCCUCAUCUGACUCUAUGGUUCAGACAUUUCUGUAUAACAGAUCAGGUUCUCCUGUUGAUGGAAGUACAAGAGAUAAUAAAACAUCAGGUGGCAAGGGAGAAGAUUUGCCAAAGUUACAGUCCUGUGACAAGGGUCCAGUCCUUUCAGAUUCUAAUACUGAAAAUGAUGGAAAGCAAGAAAACCUCAUAAGAGAGAAAGAAAAGCAAGAAGUUAUUGCAAAUGACGUCAUCAGGGAUCUCCCUAGAGAGACUCCCCAGCGUUCACAGACAGAAGAACCUGAAAAGUCAACGGUACCGAAUAUUAUAUCUCAAGAAACUUUACUUUGUGAGCCUAGUGCUUCUGAGGCUAAAGAGAAAGGAGGUGAUGAUGAUGAUACCUGGAAGAAAGAACAAGCUUAUCUGAAAGCCUUAUCAGACCAAUACUGUCUUGAAAAGUACCAAGACAGCUAUGAUUUGAUGUCAGAGCUUCCAGUUUCCCAUCUCUUACAUCAUGUCAUACCAAGAUCAUACACUUUCCCAGUGGAUCCUCUGAUGCAGUCAGCAACAGAUGAAACAGCUGUACAACUAAGUGAGCUCUUAUCUCUGCCAGUGCUGAUGAAACGUUCUAUUACUGCUCCCUUAGUAUCUCAUGUUUCCCUAGUGAACAAAGCAGUAGUUGAUUACUACUUUGUGGAACUGAAUGUAGAGAAGCAUUUUGAAGCACUAAGACACUUUUUGUUAAUGGAAGAUGGGGAGUUUGCACAGUCACUCAGUGACCUACUAUUUGAGAAGCUUGGAUCAGGGCAAACGCCUGGUGAACUGUUGAAUCCACUGGUUCUCAACUCUAUCUUAAAUAAAGCCUUGCAGUAUAGUCUUCAUGGAGACACCCAGCUGGCAUCUAAUCUUUCUUUUGCGCUGAAGUACCUUCCAGAAAUGUUCAAACCCAAUGCUCCUGAUGCUUUGAGCUGCUUAGAGCUAAGGUACAAGGUUGACUGGCCUCUGAACAUUGUCAUUACAGAGAGCUGCAUGAAUAAAUACAACAAGAUCUUCUCCUUUUUGUUACAGUUGAAGCAUAUGGUUUGGACUCUCAAGGAUGUUUGGUUCCACUUGAAACGCACUGCCUUAGUGAGUCGAGCAUCGAAUUCUGUUCAGUUUCGGCAGCUUCAGCUGUAUAAACAUGAAAUGCAGCACUUUGUAAAAGUUAUCCAGGGUUACAUAGCUAACCAGAUUUUGCAUGUUACGUGGUGUGAGUUUGGAAACAAACUGUCUUCUGUAGGAAACCUGGAAGAGAUUCAUAGAACACAUGCAGAAUACCUCAACAAAGCAAUCUUCCGGGGUCUACUGACUGAAAAGGCAGCCCCAGUGAUGAACAUCAUUCACAGUAUCUUCAGUCUUAUUUUGAAAUUUCGCAGUCAAUUAAUCUCUCAGUCAUGGAGCUUUGAUACUGGGAAGCAAAUGGCCAUUCAUCCCAACUUUGGUUUGAUGCAGCAAUCUUACAAUACCUUCAAAUAUUAUUCGCACUUUUUAUUCAAAGUGGUAACUAAACUUGUAAAUAGGGGAUACCAACCACAUCUAGAGGACUUCCUGCUACGAAUCAACUUUAAUAAUUACUAUAAGGAUAACUGAGCUCAAGCAUGCUGUAAGGACUACUGAUAGCAUGGUAAAGGAGAUACAGAUAUACCUAUGUGCUUAUUAUUCAUUUGUACGCUGAUGUCAUGCCAGAUGCAUUUUUUUUCUUUAAGAAACAGGCCAUUGUGUAAAACAACGUGAAGAGUAUAGCCACAAUAAACAGAAUCCAGUCAGACUUACAGAGCACAUGCCCAGACAAGGGCAUACAAAUGUAAAUCUGUGAAUGUGUAAAUUUCACUUUUCUGUGUAAUGAAUUUAUGUCCCAUGUAAAUACUUGUUUGUGAAAUAAACAAAUUCUUUUUUC
Messenger RNA from Alligator sinensis (Chinese alligator), 5281 nucleotides. It is a transcript of the gene TUBGCP6, whose product is annotated as tubulin gamma complex associated protein 6. The coding region runs from base 1 to 4974 and encodes 1657 amino acids. Gene Ontology annotation, molecular function: gamma-tubulin binding; microtubule minus-end binding. Gene Ontology annotation, biological process: meiotic cell cycle; spindle assembly; mitotic cell cycle. The transcript is spliced from 26 exons. Gene Ontology annotation, cellular component: gamma-tubulin complex; centrosome; spindle pole. The record is from RefSeq and is a predicted model, not a curated record. NCBI's taxonomy places the organism in Eukaryota, Metazoa, Chordata, Crocodylia, Alligatoridae.